UAUUUAAUUCACAUUAAUCAAACCACCUAUGGCACAGUGUGUAUAGUACUAUUUACACAUGCAAACAUAUUUGAAACAGUAGCCAUGAAUCUACACUACUAGUUUAAAGAUGCCAGCAAAGCAUCACACGCACAACUUGGACUUCCAGCAAUGUUUCCCGCCACUUUAAAGCCUCAACACAAAUGAGAUUUAACCAGACUAUUCUUCUGAAAGCCGAGCCAGUACAUUUGCAAAUCGCACGUGAUGACCACACAGUGUACUUGUACACCUUUGAAGCAUGGCCAGCUUGCAAAUAUACACACGAAAUUAUCCCCAGUGUACUGUGGCUCUUGUCACUCCAGACCACACAUUGAUAUUCCAAUCUGAGACCCGCGACAAACAGCAUUCUGACAGUGAGACUACACCACAUUGCCUCGUUGAGCUUGUCCCCACAUCUACCAUUGAGCUUGAGGAAUACCAGCUCUGGGGUCACGGCUAUGGUACACUGGGCCUUAUUCACUUGGCUGAAGCUGUUUUCGUGAGCGUCAUCACUGGCUCGCACAAAGCCGCCACAGUGCGGCCCGGAGAAUCUGUUUUCAGAAUAGACACAGUGGAUUUUUUCUGCUUGAGCCAAUCAAAAUACGAAGAUGGACUAUAUCGUGAUGUGGACCUACCUAUCCCAUCGGGGUCAGCUCUGGUUGAAACCUACUAUGAGUCCAGGGACACGGCUAUCGAUGCCCCUUUCCUAUCUCUCAAGAAACUACUUAGCGAUGGGAGCUUCUACUACAGUGUUGACUUCAACCUCACGGAUCGAUUACAGGAUCGAUCCGAUAAAUUGACGACAUUUGAUGUCGAGUCCUUUGACGAGGAUAUGCUUUGGAAUGCAUAUCUAAUAAACCCACUUCUGGUCUUCAGAAAACAUCUAGCUCCUUCCGAGAAGAAGCAUCUUGAUUCCUCCCGCAUCUUGACGUGUGUGAUACGGGGUUUCUGUAGCACAUUAACAAUACCAUCUUCCGCCCAAAUCACAUCUCGGGCACACGCGCGCCUUCCUUCCUUGUUGACAAUAAUUUCACGCCAGUCUUCUCGACGUGCCGGAACACGAUUCAACUCCCGCGGUAUAGACGAUGAUGGUCACGUCGCCAAUUUUGUUGAGACCGAGACAAUACUUUGGGUUGCACCUCAUAUUACCUUCUCCUACGUUCAACUCCGGGGAUCUGUACCAGCUUUUUGGGAGCAGGCUAGUGGGUUUCUCCCAGGCCAGCAGAAGAUAGAAUUAACCAGAUCUGUGGAGGCGAGCCAACAUGCAUUCCAUAAACAUUUCAAGCACCUCGAAUUGAAGUAUGGCGCGAUUCAUGUGAUUAAUCUCCUCAGCGAUCUCAGACCAGGAGAAGUCGAACUCUCGAAAAGAUUUCGCGAACUCAUCAGACGUGAAUCCAUCAGCCAAGAAGCAUUCGGAACUCCUACAGACCAUAGUCUUCUACAGCUAACGGAAUUCGAUCUCCAUGCCGAAACCCGGGGACCAACAGGAUAUGGUGCUAGCAACCAGAUCAGACCCGAGAUCUUUAACUCUCUGCAAGGCUUUGCCUAUUUUCAGGCAGGCGAACCCAAUUUAAUUGUGGAGGACAGGCAGAGCUCGAUGGGAAGCACCGUCAUUCUACAGCAGGAAGGGGCCUUCCGAACGAACUGCCUUGAUUGCCUCGAUAGGACGAACCUUGUACAAACAUUAAUAAGCUCCAUGGCCCUUGACGCGUUUUUUCAUCAACAGGGCAGUAUAUUAGGCGAAGAUGUCAAAUUGCGGCACUCGACCUUGUGGGCCGACAAUGGUGAUGCUUUGUCUAAAAUCUACGCUGGAACUGGGGCCCUAAAAAGCUCGUUCACGCGACAUGGCAAGAUGUCCAUCGCAGGUGCACUCGCAGAUGCUCGCAAAAGUGCGGCGCGCAUAUAUGUCAAUAACUUCUCUGACAAGGCUCGCCAGCAAACAAUAGAUAUUCUCCUGGGACGACUAACAGGCCAAACCCCUGUACACUUGUUUGAUCCAGUCAAUGAUCGAGUCGCGGAGGAACUGGACCGACUGUCAUCUGAAUUUUUGUCUACCAAGGCUAUUAAAAUCUGGAGUGGAACAUUCAAUCUCAACGGCCGUCACCCGGGGCCUAAAAUUGAUCUGCGACCGUGGCUGUUGUCAUGUUUUGACCAUGAGGGCGAUGACACUCAGAUUGUCGCGAUAGGUUUUCAGGAGAUUGUCACGUUAAGCCCACAGCAGAUAAUGUCCACAGACCCUACAACCCGCAAGGUCUGGGAACAAACCGUGCAAAGCUGCCUCAAUUCCGAAGCAAGCUCCAGAAAAACCCCCAAGUAUGUUCUCUUGCGGAGUGGCCAACUCGUCGGGGCUGCUCUUAUGGUGUUCGUAAGAGAGGAUAGUCUCAAGUUCAUUAAGAAUGUCGAAGGUAGUGUCAAAAAGACAGGCCUCUCAGGAAUGGCUGGCAAUAAAGGCGGUUGUGCCAUUCGCUUUGACUACUCAAAUACACGAAUUUGUUUCGUAACUGCCCAUCUUGCUGCUGGCUUUGCUAAUUAUGAUGAGAGGAACAAAGAUCAUGACACUAUUCUCCGGGGACUUCGCUUCUUGAAAAAUAGAACCAUUGAAGAUCACGACACCAUCGUAUGGCUCGGGGACUUCAACUACCGCAUUGGACUUAGCAAUCAACUUGUGAGAGAAUUAGCUCUUCAAGGAGAUUACCAGAAAUUGUAUGACAAUGAUCAGUUAAAUUUACAGAUGCUGGCUGGUAGAGCCUUUCACUUUUACACUGAAGGGCCCAUCACUUUUCCACCAACAUACAAAUAUGAUAUUGGGACAGAUCUUUAUGAUACCUCGGAAAAAGCACGCAUACCCGCCUGGUGUGACAGAGUGCUGUGGAAAGGGUCGAACUUGCGCCAGAUUCAGUAUGAUACUGCGAACCUGCAGUUCUCCGAUCAUAGGCCUGUCUGGGCCAUGUUCACAUGCAUCAUCAGUGUUGUCAAUGACGACCAACUAGUUAAGCUCCGGCACAAGCUUUACAGCAAAUACAAGCACACUACUCGCGUUAUGGUCGCCAGUGAGAAAAUGAGAACAAAAAACCACAAUAGAACACUAUAUCCCCCAGAGAAGGCACCAGGCACGCAGUACUCAGCCACUAGCACUGCGUUUGAUAAAUGGUGGUUAAGUCAUGGUAAUCCUGUGCGUUCACAAGUGACACCUCCCGCCACCAACCAUAUCUGGAAUAUCCAUCGUAGCUCGAAUCCAUUUUCUGAGGACGAUAUUGAUUGGAUCCAACUAUCGCCCUGUGAUACAGUCAAGAGUGAAGAGAAAAAGCCCGCUCUGCCACCGAGGGUGAAUACCCCUGUGAAUCAAGGUUAUACAGCGUUCCAUAAUUUGAGGCAUAAUCACUUCGAUCCUUCUGUUGAAUUGCCUGGGGAAUCUCACCAAGAGCGCCAUGAGCGCUUGAAGACAACACAGCCGCUGUCUCAGAUCCUGGAUCACAAGCACAUCAACCUCUUAACUCCAGCAGAUACAACAAUGGGACAGGCAGGUCAAGACCCGCCUAUACUGCGCAGGUCGCGCACAAACCAGACCGUACCUGAUACAGUGAGUUCUGACAAGAAUUGUGAUCUACUAAGCGAAUCCAUCAGCGAUCGGCUUACAUGGAAAGCGCUUGAUCCCCAGUAGUCGAAUGCCGUAUGUGUCCCGCCCACUCGGAAAAUGCGUUACGGUUUGAAGACCCCACAUUCGCUGGAUGGUUCAAUCUAUAGAUGCUGUGUAGGUCCUUUGGCGAGUGCUUCUGGGUCUUACCUUGCAUACAAUUUGAGUGUAGAUCGAGCAUUUGAGAAGUACUUUGAGGCUCUAUUGAUUUUAAGCAAACAUAUUUACAAGGCUACCAACAGCAUGAUGUACCAGUACCUCGUUGUGG
Molecule: messenger RNA, 3920 nt
Organism: Aspergillus saccharolyticus JOP 1030-1
Lineage: Eukaryota; Fungi; Ascomycota; Eurotiomycetes; Eurotiales; Aspergillaceae
Product: SacI domain and endonuclease/exonuclease/phosphatase family protein
Exons: 8
Coding region: 278-3679 (1133 amino acids)
Biological process (GO): phosphatidylinositol dephosphorylation
Cellular component (GO): membrane; cytoplasm
Molecular function (GO): phosphatidylinositol-3,5-bisphosphate 5-phosphatase activity; phosphatidylinositol-4,5-bisphosphate 5-phosphatase activity
Source: RefSeq, a predicted model, not a curated record